CGGUUUCCGGCCAGUUGACAAAUCACUUCCGCUGCCGUUGCUGCGACACGGGACGUCAACAUCAAUGGCGGACAAAGAGAAACGCCGGUCAGCGGUGAUUGCUCCCGGGGUAACCGAGGGCAGAGGCAGCAGGUCGGAGAGCGACAGGGAGUUUCUUUCGCAGGCGGGGGUGGGAGAGCUGAUCCGCGGAGCCAUCCUCAAGAUGGUCGAGGCCAGAUCGGACGACCCUAUCGGCUUUUUGGCUGAUCACUUCUGCAACCUGGCCUCCAUGACGGACAGCGGCACCGUCGGAUGCGGCAGUGAUGCGGAUCAGCUGAACAACGGCCCGCUGAGCGCAGGCGCCAGGGAGCAGCAGCAUCUCAACCGGGCCCUGUGGCACCUGCGGCUGGCGCACCACUCCCAGAGAUCAGCCUACAGCAACAACGUUCGUGUGGCAUACGACCUCCUCAACCUCUCUGAGCCCUGCAAACAUCAAGGUCUAUCUCCCGAGGCACCGAACAGCUCCAACACUGAGAGUCCAACGGAAGGAGAUGGAGAAGGAGCUGAAGGAGGAGGCGUGAGAGGCAGCCUCUACACACAAACUCUGCAGUGCCUAUGCAGUGAGGGCGGAGUCCCCGCCUCCACCUCUGCUCCUCUCCUCCGACGGCUUCACUGCCAUGACCACGAGGCCGUCCCUUACGACGUCUUCCGUCACAGCGUGCUCACGUGUGCCGUUUUCUCAGACUACAUCCGGCAAGCUCAGCGGCUUUAUGCCGGGGUGUGCUGCCCAGAUGAGGGCCCUGCCUCGCGGGCACUGUGCCUGGCGGUGCUUGGGACUCUAAAAGAAGCACUGGAGACUUCCCAAGGCUGUGAUUCAAACUGUUGCGAUAACGCUAAUGCUAAAGCCAAUCCCUGCUUAGAGGCAAAUGUGAAAGCUAUAUGCUACUUGAAGGCCAGUGCCAAAAUCUCUCCUCACAAGUUAUCACAGGCCAUGUCUAGAGCACAGACACAGGGUCCUGGAGGAAACAUGGACGCUAAAGAGUUUGAGAAUGCAGCAGCCGACCUGUUUAUCACCCGAGUUAAAGUUGUGUCUUAGGUGUCAUUUCUAGUUUCUUCUAAUUUAUAAAUGUACACCGUUCUACAGUAUGUCAUAGAACAAACAGUAACCUUCUUAAAGACUGAUAUUACCUCAUCUCAUCACUUAUACUAACACUAAUAAUUCCACUGGUCGCUAGGCAACACUCGUAUCAAGGUACUGAGCAUUAUCUGUUUCAAAAUGUGUUGCCCUCAGUCUUCCAGGACUUCCAGUUAUAAGACAUAUCUUAUAGUUUAAUUAGUAUAUAUAUAUAUAAAUAUAUAUUUUAAAGGAGCUGGAUUUCUAUCUUUAAACAAAGUUAUAAAACAGGUUGUGACCUAGUGAGAAAGACAUGUUUCAGAAUUCUUUGAUGGAAACACACCAAAUGCUAAUGUGCUCUGAUUAGAAUAGAGGAAAAGCUUACUUGUCCUGAUAGGAUUUUCUCUUCCCAAUUUGUCUUAAAACGUUUAAAAUUAGCAUGUCCUUGAAUUGUCAUUCAUGUUUAUAAUGAAAUGCUCAUCUAUGUCUGUCUGCUGUAAUAGGAUACUACUGUAAUAAAUUAUUGUCAAUUUGCUCACCA
Messenger RNA from Cynoglossus semilaevis (tongue sole), 1634 nucleotides. It is a transcript of the gene tpgs1, whose product is annotated as tubulin polyglutamylase complex subunit 1. Gene Ontology annotation, molecular function: microtubule binding. Bases 65 to 1075 code for a protein of 336 amino acids. Gene Ontology annotation, biological process: protein polyglutamylation. The transcript has 2 exons. The record is from RefSeq and is a predicted model, not a curated record. Lineage: Eukaryota; Metazoa; Chordata; Actinopteri; Pleuronectiformes; Cynoglossidae.